Messenger RNA from Fusarium oxysporum Fo47, 5553 nucleotides. RefSeq lists its product as uncharacterized. Gene Ontology annotation, molecular function: ATP hydrolysis activity; transporter activity; ATP binding. Gene Ontology annotation, cellular component: membrane. The coding region runs from base 1 to 5553 and encodes 1850 amino acids. The transcript has 7 exons. The record is from RefSeq and is a predicted model, not a curated record. Lineage: Eukaryota; Fungi; Ascomycota; Sordariomycetes; Hypocreales; Nectriaceae.
AUGCAACUGCCAUGGGGCGGCCGCGACGGUCCGGGAUAUGACACCUUGCUACCGACAUCCAACAUCCCUUCCAUCGCCGGGCAUGCUGCAGAUGACAUUGAUUCCAAGGAUAGCGAUCGUCCACAGCGCCCAAGUCGCCACGUCCGAACCACGUCUUCUGAUGCACGGAACGUUGCCGAUCAUUUCUCCUAUAUGACCCCGAGCGAAGCCGCAGCGAAUUUACGGACAUCACUCACCCUUGGCCUUACUCCAACCGAAGCUCUGACCAGACUCGGCGAAUAUGGUCCGAAUGAAAUUCCUCACGAUCCCCCAGAGCCAUUAUGGCUACGAUUCGUUAAGCAAUUCCAGGAGCCCCUUAUUCUGCUGCUUCUGGUUUCGGCCGGUACAUCGCUCCUCUUGGGAAACAUGGAUGACGCUAUCAGUAUCACAGUCGCUGUGACAAUUGUCGUGUCCGUCGGAUUCAUACAAGAGUAUCGUUCUGAAAAGUCUAUCGAGGCUCUUAACCACCUUGUGCCGAAUCAUGCCCAUCUGGUCCGUGGUCAGAGCAAAACAUCGCCGUUGGGGAAGACUACUACCUGGCCACCGCGCACAGAUGAUGCCGAUUCAGCCUUGACCCCCGGCUCUGUCACUCCAGUUAGCGAUAUUCUGGAUGCGACCUCUUCAAAGGUCAUGGCUUCUCAACUGGUUCCUGGCGAUCUCGUUCUGUUUACCACCGGUGAUCGCAUUCCUGCCGACAUCCGUGUUACCAAAGCCGCAGACUUGACGAUUGAUGCGUCAAACCUCACUGGAGAGACGGAGCCUGUCAGAGUGACGGCUGAGGCACGUAGCCGUGGAUUUGGCUCAUAUGGUCUCGACAAAUCACAGUUGCCUCGACCCAACUCUCUUGCCCCCUCUGAGCAUGGAGAUUCUCACGGAGACGGUAUUCAUAAUAUUGCAUAUAUGGGAACAUUGGUGAAGUCGGGCCAUGGUCAGGGUAUUGUCUUUGCGACUGGAGGCCAUACACACUUUGGAACUAUUGCUGUCAGCGUUUCUGGUACCGAGAGUCCGAGAUCACCGCUUCAGUUAUCCAUGGAUGACCUCGGCUCGCAGCUCAGUAAAGCUUCAUUUGUUGUAAUUGGCCUCAUCUCAGUUGUCGGCUGGCUCCAGGGGAAGAAACUUCUUGAGAUCUUCACUAUUUCGAUAUCACUUGCCGUUGCCGCCAUCCCCGAAGGUCUGCCUAUUAUUGUAACUGUCACAUUGGCUCUGGGAGUUCAUCGCAUGGCUAGGCAUAAUGCGAUCGUCCGAAGGAUGCCCAAGGUCGAGACUCUGGGCUCCGUGAAUGUAGUUUGCACUGAUAAAACAGGUACCCUUACUACGAACCACAUGACAACUACUCGAAUGUGGUAUUUUGGAGCUCAAGAACCUGUCCCGGUGGAGUCUGAUCACGAUGAUGCUGAAACGAAUCCAGACCUUAACCAGGCCACCCUUCGAGUGCUUCGUAUAGGCAACAUUGCGAAUGAUGCACGACUUGCCCAAAAGUAUACAGAGCAUGGCCAAGCCGCAACAGCUGUACUUUCGUCGACCCUAGGACGUGGUCAGGUUUCCACAUAUACCCGCUGGGUUGGACAACCUACUGACGUUGCCAUGCUGGACCUCCUUGAUCGCUUCAAGGAGCACGAUGUUAGAGAAUCUAUCGGCCCUCGAGUGAGCGAGACACCUUUCAGCUCUGAACGAAAGUGGAUGGGUGUCACAAUUGGAUCCGAAACAAAGGGUGACAAGGAAUUCGCUUACAUGAAGGGCUCUAUCGAAAAGGUUCUGGCAGCCUGUGACACUUAUCUCGAAAAGGAUGGAAGGGAAAUUGUACUUGACUCUGCACGUCGUCAGGAGGCCCUUCAAGCCGCCGAAGCCAUGGCUGUCCAAGGUCUACGGGUAUUGGCAUUUGCCAGCGGCUCCGUCACGCGCCCUUUGAGAAGCAAAUCCGCCGCGCGCAGCACCCCUGGUUUUGACCGAAGCGAGAGUCCAUUUUCUCACAGCCCAGAAGACAUUUACAAAAACCUCACCUUUGCGGGUCUUGUUGGUAUGCGUGAUCCUCCGCGACCCGGAGUUGGGCGUUCAAUCAGGCGCUUGAUGCGAGGUGGGGUCAAGGUCAUCAUGAUUACCGGCGAUGCAGAGACGACAGCGCUUGCGAUAGGAAAGCAACUGGGCAUGAACAUUGCAGUCCCUAGUGGACAUGCAGGCGGCCAGAACACCGUAAGGCCUGUGCUGCGUGGUGACGAGGUUGACAGGAUGUCGGAGGAAGAUCUGGCACAGGCCAUGCAACACACAACCAUAUUUGCACGAACGAAUCCAGACCACAAGCUUAAGAUCAUUCGAGCCCUCCAGUCAAGAGGCGAUAUUGUCGCAAUGACUGGUGAUGGUGUCAAUGAUGCGCCAGCUUUGAAGAAGGCAGACAUUGGUAUCUCUAUGGGCCGCCAUGGAACUGAUGUUGCGAAGGAGGCAGCAGACAUGAUUUUGACGGACGAUGACUUUUCUACAAUUCUCAGAGCCAUCGAAGAGGGCAAGGGUAUCUUCAACAACAUCCAGAAUUUCCUGACCUUCCAACUCAGCACAAGUGCUGCCAGUUUGGCACUUGUUUUUAUUUGCACCUGCUUUGGCUUCAAAUCCCCUUUGAACGCCAUGCAGAUUCUUUGGAUUAACAUUAUCAUGGAUGGCCCUCCAGCUCAGUCUUUGGGUGUUGAAAGGGUAGACCCUGAUGUUAUGACCAAGCCUCCACGACGACGAGGAGAUCCAGUACUUACCAAGUCGCUUGUUACACGCGUUCUCACAUCGGCGGCCAUUAUUACUAUUGGAACAAUGCUCAUCUACCGUCGUGAGAUGAUGGCUGAUGCACAAGUAACCCGACGUGACACGACGAUGACAUUCACCUGCUUCGUCUUCUUCGACAUGUUCAAUGCUUUGAGCUGCCGGUCAGAGUCUAAGUCGGUGCUUCAGGGCGAAGUUGGACUCUUUUCUAACAACUUGUUCAACUGGGCUGUCUCUCUCAGCAUUGCUGGACAGUUGCUUGUCAUCUAUUUUCCUUGGCUCCAGGAGACUUUCCAGACAGAAGCUCUUGGGUUUUUUGACCUCCAAGGGAUUGUUGGCCAUGGGCAUGUCAUUCUGUCUCGAGGUGCAGGCCUUCAAAACGGCAUUUCCCACAGCGAACACCCUGUCGUCGAAACACCAGCCGCUGUCUCUACUUCGUCCCUUGACAAUGCCAACACCGAGUCCGAGAUUCGUGAAGCGCUCGCCUCCCUGCAUGCCCACGAGGUUUCUAUAACGUCCCGCCUCGAUGCUCUCGUGGCUUCACAGGCUGAUUUAUCCCGCGACCUUGGGCGGCUGGAUCUGCUGCGGGCUGGACUGGGAGCGCAGGUCAUCGCCGCACGUUCAAUUGGAAAUGACAUGCUAGCAACGGCAGCAGAUACGGCUGGCCGACUGAGUGACAGGGUCAAGGAGCUGGACCUCGAAAAGAGUCGAGUCGAAGAAACGCUGGGUGUGGUGGAACAGGUCGCGGAGCUCAAGGCUUGUGUCAAUGGCGUGGUGGGUUCCAUGGGAGCGCCCCAAGACUGGGAGGCUGCUGCUGGAUACAUAUCAAGAGCAAGCAAGAUACCAGAAGAGAUCACAAAAGGUUCAUUCGCUGUUGGCAUAGUACCCAGCGUCGAAGUCCCCGACCCGCCAUGGGUGACAUUGGAAGAAGCCAAGGAGAGUUUAUGCGGCCUCUUCUUGAGAGAGUUUGAAAAGGCGGCAGAGGAGAGUGAUGGCACGAAAGUUACUAGAUUUUUCAAGCUCUUCCCCUUGAUAGGAAGAGCUGAGGUCGGAUUAGAUGUCUACGGAAGAUAUGUGUGCCAGGGAGUCGCUGGAACCGCUCGAGCGACACUCAAAGACGCCCUGAACGGACAGCGUAGGGAAGGUUUCUUUUAUGCCAACGCCUUGACGAAGUUGUUUGAGCACAUCGCCCAGAUUGUCGAAGGCCACGGCGGACUUGUAGAGCGUCAUUAUGGCUCUGGAAAAAUGGUUCGUGUUAUUGAACGUUUACAGAUGGAAGCGGAUGUCCAGGGUGGUAUCAUUGUCGACACCUGGAGCGACGAAAGAGGAAUCGAUAGAAAACUCACCGACGUCAGGAGUUAUCCAUUCUCGUUUUUAGUCCAGAGCUUCUUACCCCAGCCCCCUCGUGGUGGCACACCGAGGGUGAACUCGCCAGCCAUAGGGGUAGGCAACAAUCCCCGAGAAAGUGAGGAUGAGGGUGUCAAUAUGAGAGAAGUUGACGGCCUCCUGAGCGAGAUUGCGGUGAUGCUUGGACGCUGGUCAUUGUACACUCGAUUCCUCGCCGGCAAAUGCAAGAAUCCCGACACACCAGAUGAAGCGCCUCUUGUCAUACCAGACGUACUUGUCAAGUCAAAUCUGUACCGAAAAGUAUCUACCAAGCUCACAUCCCCUUAUAACGUCAUGACUACUUUCUUCUUCCGUCGUUCUGUCGAAAAGGCGUUCCAGCUGGACGAAUAUCCUACCGGUCUGUCAUUAAGCUUGAGCAGGCAGAUCGAGGGCAACGCCCCAUACAUUAUAUUAGCGGUGGACGAUGUCAUGUACAUUGUGAAUGCGGUCAUUCAGAAAUCUAUUUCAACAUCACAAAGAGAUGUCAUUGCUUCUGUCGUCCCGACAGUUGGCCGAGUGCUUGGCUCCGACUUUGUUGGUAUGAUCCAGCGCAAGAUGAGAGAUGAAUCGUAUCCUAGACCGGUCGUCCAGGGAGGCUUCCCACCUGAGGACAAGAUCAUCCAGUUCAUCGUUCUUAUCAAUAGUCUGGACAUGGCCAACGAGUAUUUGACUCGAAUUAUCACGGGACGGAUAGGGGAAUCGAGUCACCUGCCAAACGGUGAUGCCCAAAACGGGCCCCUCAAGGAUUCGUUCCCAUUUGAGCGAGAUGUUAUCUUUGUUGCAAACGCGCUACACACCCUUCAAACUUCGUUCAUCGGAAAAACGACCGAGCUGCUCAACGAGGGAAUCCAGGUACUCUUCAACCAGGUUGUCAAGCUCCGUUUAAGGCCGGUCCUGACAGAUACAUUCCGUGAUGCGGACUACACCUUGUCGGAGGACGAUAUUGCAGAUAUAGCGCAGCAGAAUGACGAAGACGAGGAUGAACUCCUGGAACAAGUACCCCGACUGUUCGAGCAUGGUUGGGAUCAACUCAUGAAGCCAAUUGCACGUUUGAUGACACCAGGGACAUACACCACUCUCCUUGACACCACAGCACGCUACCUCUCCAAGAUAUGGGAGAAGAAGAUCAUGGGCUAUGCGGGCCGCACAAAUGCUCUUGGUGCAAUCAGACUGGAGCGUGAUUUUAUCGCGUUAGUAGACAUCGUAUCUCGUGGGGACUACGCCGUGAGAGAGGUCUUCGCCAAGGUCCUGCAAAUACUCAUGGUCGCCAACAUGGAAGAUGACGAGUGGGAUGAGGUUAUGGCCCAAGAUGGAGAAGACGAUGCCAUCGAAUGGGUUUUGACUGAGGAGGAGAGGAGGCGGGCGAGAAGUUUGGUUAGAGGAUGA